AUGGUUCGCGGAGGCGCGCUGUGGUCGGUGCGCUCUAGACUCGUGGUGACCCACGGUGAAUGGCUGGGCGGCGAAAAACGCAAAAAUGUGGCUAGAGAAAAAGUGGAAAAUAAGGGUUUGGUGCGUGAUGGGUUUGAGGGCACAACAUUAGUAAGGGUGAGGGAGGAGGGUUUUGCUGCCAAAAAAAGGGGAUGGAUGAGGUGGGGAGCGUGGAGAUUAAGGUCGCAACUGGGUUAUGGUGGUCGUUGGUGGUAUGGUGGGCUUACAGUGGUGGCCACUAAUGGGGCGGUGGAACUCGUUGUGGUAAUCGCUGGUCAUAAUG
Messenger RNA from Sphenostylis stenocarpa, 322 nucleotides. The record is from the annotation of a GenBank genome assembly. Lineage: Eukaryota; Viridiplantae; Streptophyta; Magnoliopsida; Fabales; Fabaceae.